CAUUUCCCCUCACCGCCAAUCACACCGCACCCCUCCCGCGCAAUCUUCUACUGUUCUAUCCAUGCCAUUGACUCUUCCACAAAGCUCAGCACCCCUCCAGCAGUCUCUGAGUCGACAAUUGCUCGGUCUAGGCGCCUGCCGAGCGCACAGUCAUAGCCCCACGACUCACACUCGCACUCUCGCCCUGCCGUCCGCACCUCUCGGCCAAACACAUAAGGGAGCCUCCAGCACUCUCCUUCGCUCCCUCCGCCUCUCCUCCACUGCCCGGUGCUUCGCCCUCUCCGCCCUCACAAUGGCACCCCCUCCCCCCGCCACAGGCACCGUGGACACCCAUGCCAUCGAGACCAACCGACCCAUCGUCAUCUCAGGGCCAUCGGGCGCCGGUAAGAGCACCAUCCUCAAGCGACUGUUCGAAGAGUUCCCCGACAAAUUCGGCUUCUCCAUCUCGCACACCACACGGUCACCCCGUGCCAGCGAGAAGCACGGCCGCGAAUACCACUUCGUGACGAAGGAGGAGUUUCUGGAUCUGGUCGAUCAGAACGGGUUUAUUGAGCAUGCACAAUUUGGAGGGAACCACUAUGGCACAAGUAUUAAGGCGGUGGAGGAUAUUGCGGAGCAGGGGAGGAUAUGUAUACUGGAUAUCGAGAUGGAGGGCGUCAAACAGGUAGCGAUGCAUCCAACCUUUCCACGACCGCGAUUCCUCUUCCUGUCGCCACCCUCAGAGGAAGUCCUGGAGCAGAGACUGAGAGGAAGGGCAUCGGACAAGGAGGAAGCGAUCCAGAAGAGGCUGAAGCAGUCUAAGGUAGAGAUGGAGUUUGCGAAGAGUCCCGAGGCCCCACAUGACAAGAUCGUUGUCAACGAUGAUUUGGAUAAGGCGUAUCAGGAGGUGCGGGAGUUCAUUAUAGGCAAAAAUGCUUAGGGGAGAGCAGCAACUCUUAAGCUAUUCCCAAGCGCUGGUAGGUCACGACAACGAAAAACACGGAAACAUUAGAAGGAAGAUACCACGACAUAGAACAGAAGAUAUACGUCACAAUGGCGGUAAAAACAUAUAAGCUCCAGAAAGCUUCUUGAAUUUCCCGAAAGCUAUCUAAGCCA
Messenger RNA from Trematosphaeria pertusa, 1095 nucleotides. RefSeq names its product guanylate kinase. The transcript has 2 exons. Gene Ontology annotation, molecular function: GMP kinase activity. Gene Ontology annotation, biological process: purine nucleotide metabolic process. The record is from RefSeq and is a predicted model, not a curated record. Gene Ontology annotation, cellular component: cytosol. NCBI's taxonomy places the organism in Eukaryota, Fungi, Ascomycota, Dothideomycetes, Pleosporales, Trematosphaeriaceae. Bases 62 to 919 code for a protein of 285 amino acids.